This is a messenger RNA of Thrips palmi, 2105 nucleotides long. RefSeq lists its product as uncharacterized. Lineage: Eukaryota; Metazoa; Arthropoda; Insecta; Thysanoptera; Thripidae. The transcript has 3 exons. Gene Ontology annotation, cellular component: nucleus. The record is from RefSeq and is a predicted model, not a curated record. Gene Ontology annotation, biological process: regulation of transcription by RNA polymerase II. Gene Ontology annotation, molecular function: double-stranded DNA binding; protein dimerization activity; zinc ion binding. The coding region runs from base 106 to 2037 and encodes 643 amino acids.
ACUGGGGAGGGGAGGGGGCGUGGAGUGGCGUGGAGCCCAGGCAGUCGUUGUGGGCGUGUGUUAGGUGAGACAUGUGUGGCACUGGGGCGCAUCAACAGCAAGAAAAUGAAGAAAGCCGUGACAAUGACGGUCUCAAAGCGGGCCUACGAUUACAGCAAAGAAGGAAUGUAUGUUUUUGAUAAGAAAAAAGCUAUCAUGUACUGUCGACAUUGCGGGGUGCGAGUAGACUGGGAGAAGAAAAGCACCGUUGAAAACCACUGCAGUUCCAACAAGCACAAGAAUAAUGUGAAAGAAGCUAAAGAAAAGGACAAGAAACGACAGGGCUCGAUCAGUGACUCAUUUGAAAAGUCAAAGAAAUUGAAGGACGACAGAGAGGAGUUUAUCAAGUCCACCGUGCACGCUUUCACGAAGGCGAAUAUUCCCCUGCACAAGUUGGGCCACCCGGCCAUUAGAAAGUUUUUCAAAAAAUACAUUCCUGGUGGUGGAGAUCUCCCCAGUGUUAGAACAUUGAGAGACAAGUAUGUUCCGAUCUUGAAGGCUGAAUACGACGACACGAUUAGGAAAAAACUUGAACUUGCCGUUCUUUGCGACGAGACAACAAACCGAAAGGGUGAGGCAGUCUUGGUGACUCUGUUGAAGUGCCUCCCAUCUGAAACUGAACCAGAACCAUUUAUUGUCGUCGGCUCUGUCAAAAUUUUGUCUGCAUGUAACGCCGAUCAGGUCUCUAAAGCAAUAAUCCAGACUCUUCAACACUACUUAAUUGCACACGAGAACGUCGUGGCAUUGAUCUCUGAUGGCGCUUCAUAUAUGACACUGUGUGCUAAGCUUAUAAAGGAGCUAGUAAAUCCAGAUCUAAUCCAUAUUCAAUGUUGGGCCCAUAAAAUGGACAAGGUGGUGAAAGUCUUUUCUGACAAGCUUCAACAUCUGCAUGAGUUUGUGAUGAACACAAAGCAACUUUUCAAAAACACUAGAAAGAGAAAGCAUAAGUAUAAGCAAUAUUUGAGAGAUAAAUAUUCAUUCAGUAGGUUGAAGGAUGCCAAACUUUUCCCCAUCCCUGUAAUGACUAGAAGGGGCUCCUGGAGAAAGUCAGUGCAGUAUAUUUCAGUAUACUUAGAGGAUAUUGCAGACUAUGCUAAAACUGUACCUGAAAAUGAAGUGAAAUCUGUGCAAUAUUUUAAGAAAUUGAAUGCAGAAGACCUUAAAGUCAUAAAAACAGAGGCUGACUUUGUUGAAGAAUAUUGUGCUAGUGUGUGUGAUUUAAUAUUGUAUUUAGAAGGAUCUCUCUAUCCCAUGUCUCAUCUUGUCUACUCCAAAGUAUCUGUAAUUCAGAAGGUUUUUCAUUUACUGGGAUCUGCUAGUGAUGUCAAGUCAGUAUUAUAUAAAGAAACUAAAGCUAGUCUCCUGAAAUUGUCUAGUCAAAAGCAAAAGGGUGUAUGUGAAAGAUUGAAAGCUGUAGCCAAAAAAUGUGAUGAAAUUUUGUCAGAUUAUUUGUCUAAUGAUACUGCUAAAAAUUUCUUCCAGGCCACCCAAACUUUGUUCAACCCAAGUAAAAUUGUGGUAGGUUGUUCUGACAGGGACUUUGAGAAUGCCAAAAAUAAUAUUCCCUUGUUGAAUGUUAUUCCCUUGGCUAAUUUUAAAGUGUUGCAUAGUCUGUUGACAGAUGCUGUUAAAGAAGCUUUAAAGUCAGGGAAAAAAAACGAUGAUGUACUGAGUGAUGCAUUACUAUCAAUGAAAGGUGAACACCUAAAAUUUGUUACAUUGUGUUUGCAAGUUUUACACAUUCCAGUCUCAAAUGUAGACAGUGAAAGGGCGUUUUCGGCCUACAGUGACAUCCUUAGCCCUAAACGAUGCAGGCUGAGUGCUGAAAAUGCAGAAAUAAUGAUGUGCAUGUACUUUAGCGAUGACAUAGAUCUUGAUUGUGAUUCUGACACUUAUGGUACUUCAACUGAAAACCAUGAUGAGCAAGAACAGGCAGCUGAUGCUUGCGAUGAUGAUGACAGUGAUAACUGUGAUAAUCCAAUGCUAAUGGAUUUUUAAUGUGUGCUGUACUGUGAAAAUGUUACACAACUUGUGUAGUGUAACACAAACACAAAUGUCUUUGAAUU